AUGGGACCUAGAGAAUGGUGCACAGAUAGGAGAGCGGUGGUUCUCUAGGAGGAACACGAUAAUGUGGAGCAUAGUAUUGUCUCCAGAUGGCAAGACAAUUGCAAGUACAUCCACAGACGCUUAUAAAGUGAGGUAUUGGGACGUCGAGACGAGGGAGGUGGUUAUUACCGCACUAUUGCAAGAACACCCUCAGGUUUUGGUUGCAUUGUCCUGGAGUCCAGAUGGUAAACGAAUGCUGAGCGGAUCCCGCGAUGGGAUGGCAGUAUUCUGGGAUAUCGAGAGCCGCAAAACUGUCCUGAAAAUCAAAACGGGACAUGACGUCCUGUUCACAGUCAAAUACUUGCCAGAUGGGACAAGAAUUGCAACGGGCGGACUCGGAGAAUGCAGUCCAAAUCUGGGACGCAAAGACAGGCGAGCUGCUUAACACGCUCAAACACGACGAUGAUGCAGCAACUGCGGGUUUGACAUGAUAUUCGACACAACCACCUGGCAGGAGAUCGCCGUGCUUGAGGGUCACAGUCACUUCGUCAACGGCUUCUCCUUGUCUCCGAAUAAUCGCAUCCUUGCAAGUGCAUCAGAUGAUAAGACACACAAAUCUAGUGUACAAUCCGCAGCCUUUUCCGCUGAUGGAAAACUGCUAGUCACUGGUUCCUACAACAAUAUCCACACAUGGGACAUUCACGCCAUCCUCAAAGAAGCUGGCCUUGAAGACCUCCUUCAACCUUUACCUGAUGUUGCAGCUCAAGAGUCAUUCAUGGAUGCGGAUGCUACACAGGCUGAGGAUGAUGAACUUUCGCCAGGCUUUUUCAACGAUGUGACAGAUGGUGCUUAUUCCUCCAGAACGUAUGGUAACCAUCACCGUUCCUCUUCCCGCCGUCCCCGCACUCUCGCACCCUCUUUGGGAAGUGUGAGUGCGCUCAUCCGUCGCCUUUCGUUGCCUUUCCGCCACUCUCAACCCCACACCAAUGAAGAAACCAAACUCCCGCAACACUCAGGGCGAGCUAUCUUUUCUCGUCACCGUCCUCGUGUAGUUGAAGUUGCUGCAGUAAAGGAUAGAGAGAAAAAACACAGCAGCAAAGCCAAUCGCACGCCCAAGAGUCGUCCACGACACCGCCUGCUCCAGUUGCUAAUCCUACCACACCACGUGCAGGAUAUGCGCAUUCACUACCCAUCCGAUUGUUGGGUCAUCUCGUGCUUUUUCUCUGCUGCGCAUCUCCUCAACACGUCAAUGGAAAUGUACAACCAACGCAGCAGCAAGAUCAAUUAGGAAGUCAAGCCCAGCCCCAGGCGUCGUCAUUGCAGACUCACCCUGCCGCCGCCUCGACAUCCACGAUACUUCUUGCUCCUGCGACUAGUCCUAUUACGCCAAGUGCAACAAGCACAUAGCCUUGACCUCUUCCAAUGCGAGCUUGUUUCGAGCUUUUUUUGUGCGUC
Molecule: messenger RNA, 1434 nt
Organism: Suillus fuscotomentosus
Lineage: Eukaryota; Fungi; Basidiomycota; Agaricomycetes; Boletales; Suillaceae
Exons: 7
Coding region: 467-1267 (266 amino acids)
Molecular function (GO): protein binding
Source: RefSeq, a predicted model, not a curated record